Gongylonema pulchrum is the source of this 930-nucleotide messenger RNA. Lineage: Eukaryota; Metazoa; Nematoda; Chromadorea; Rhabditida; Gongylonematidae. The record is from the annotation of a GenBank genome assembly.
AAAAGUGGUGUAACCGUAGAACGCUGGCAACGAGAAAGCGACGAUGAAGAAGAAACCUCAAAAAGCACCAACAAAUAUGAAAGUGAGCAGGAAUCUAUCGUAAACUUACAUGAAUUGCCAACAGUAGAGAGUAUAUAUGUAGAAUCAAGCGAUGUGAUCAACGACAAAGAACUACUGAGUAGCAGCAAUACCGCAGUGCGGAGAACCCGUCGGCGAUAUUCUAUUGAUAGACUGGAGGAAAAACAAACUUCUGCUGGGUUAAAGAAAAGUGGGCAGGUGAAGACUGAAGAAGAAAAUGCUGCAAGGGAAGAAACAUUCAACACAAAUGCGAAGCACCGACUAUCACGGACCAGUUUCAGUAAAGUUAAAGAAACAUCGUCACAAAUGUCAGUUUCAAGUCAGCGUCAAUCUGAAGAAACUUUAUCCUCUGGAAAAGCAGCAUAUAAGGUGAAGGAGGAAAGAAAAAAAGAAGCUAAAAAAAAUUACGACAUUUGGAAAGAGCGAAUCGAUGAAGCGACUCGCGAACGAAAAAGGAGAGAAAAGGAGGAAGCGGAAAAAUUAAAGAAGGAAAAAGAGGAGGAAAAAAGAAGGAAAAACGAGGAAGCAAGAAAGACGUUUGAAGUGUGGAAAAACGAUCGGUUACAUCGACUAAUGGCUGAAAGAAAGGAACGAUUACAAUACGAAGAAAGGGAGAGACUGAAACGGAAGCAAGAAAGCGAAGCGAAAUAUAGUGAAGCACAAAAAGCAUUCACUGCCUGGUGUCCUUUCCGCACUGCUGCAAGGGACGCUGGAUGCUGGGUGCGGGCCCCGGGCGUGGGGACUGGAGGCAGAGAAGGGGGUUGGUUGGGCAAAGUAAAGGAAGGGAACAAGGACACAAGUCAGGAGUUUGAAGCAAAAGCUGUGGACACAGUGAAAAGAAGGAGAAAAUAA